AUGUUCAAGUCAGAGCCCGACAUGGAGUCGCAGAGCCCCAGCACCCAGCCCUCCCAAUCCGCCGCGUCGCAGUUCAAUCCCGCCGAGGCGUCGCGCUCAGACGUCGACGAGAUACUGCGCCGCAAGAGAAAGGCCCGCGAGUACAAGGCCUGCUACCCGUGCCGCCAGCGCAAGGUCAAGUGCGACCAGGCCGUCCCGUGCAAGACGUGCAUCGCGAGAGAGCAUCCCGAGCUUUGCACCUACCACCCGCCUGCUGAGUCGCAUCCGCCCGCGAAGCGCAUGAACCAUGGCGGCAGCCAGCCGCCAGAAGCCUCCAACGGUCUCGGCUCCGGCAUCCAGUACAACGGCAACGGAACCGUCACCAUCGGCCGCGAGGACUGGGAGCGCCUGUGCUCCAAGCUCAACACCGUCGAGCGCUCCCUGAUCGACCUCAAAAGCACCAUCAAGCAGGCUUCCGAGAUCUCGAACGCGCCGAUCCAGAAUGGCCACCACCACCAUCAGCAGCACCAUGUCAUUCCCGACGCCGGCGCGAGCCCGCCGCCGAAGCACCACGACGGCCAGCUCACCUCCCAGGGCAUUCACACGACCAACAGCAUCACCGGCCAGACGGUGCACCUAGGCAGCAGCUCCGUGCCCGCGCUGGUCAUGUCCCUCGGCAAGGGCGAGGGCGGCAGCGCCCCCGUCCAGGAACUGCUCGGCAAGAACGUGCUGCCUCUCUUCGGCCUGGACAACGAAUCCGCUACGUACCCGUUCGUGGAUCUCUGGGGGCUGCCGCAUGGUUCGAUGAACCGCAUCUACGAGCUCUGCAACGCCCUCCCCAACGACUCGGACUGCUGGAACCUGCUCAAGUACCACAAGGAGACGGCCCACACGGUUUUCCCAGCCAUCGCCGACAUCGAAAAGCUCGAGUCGGAACUGCUUCGAUUUCUCAUUGCUCGUGGGGGCUCGCAGACAAGCGAAGAUGGGAGCAUCAGUGGGGUCACGGAGCAGACUAUUUUCGGAAAAGAUCUCCAUUGGGUUGGGUUGCUCUUCGCCGUUCUGGCCUCGGGCUGCCAAUGUUCGGCUCUGCCGCGGAAGGAGCGCGAAUUAACGUCACAGGUCUACAUUUGCUGCAGCUUUGAGUGCCUGCGGAUCACCAAUUUCCUCUCGCAUUCGAACCUGGAGACGAUCCAGACGCUCCUGAUCCUCGGUAACGUGAUGUCCAACAACAUGAAUGCCGGCGUCGCCUGGUCGCUCCUCGGCCUGACUAUUCGCCUAGCGCAGAGCCAAGGAUUGCACCGGACCUGCCCCUCUCAUACCACGGAAGAGAUGAAGCUCACGAGAAAGAAGAUAUGGUGGUCCGUGUUGUGGCAAGACAGCCUGCUCUCCAUCACCUUUGACCGGGCGUCCUCGAUGGGCACCAGCGAGGCUGUGCCGCUCAGCCCCGAGUCCAGCCCGGGCAACCGGCCGUACAUUGAGUGCAUGUAUCGCCUGUGCAAGGUCGGACUCGACAUCGUCAGCGACCGCGCUCUGAGUCACAGCUCGCAGGAGACGUUGUCGAGGAUAGCACAGCGACGCCAGGAUAUCCAGGACAUUAUGCUCGACGCGGCAGACUACCUCCGCGACUCCCGCAAAUGCCGAUCGAUGCGGAACCAGCUUGAGCACUGGGCGCUGUACCUGCACAUGUCCUACAUCACGUCUGAGCUGUGCCGGCCGGCGAUAAGUCCAUCCGUGACCGACCACGAACUGGCCCGGCCCUUGCGCAAGGCAUGUAUCGACAGCCUGGCCAACACGGUCGAGGCUUUCCUCGGCCUGCAGAACAUGACGGUCUUCGCGAGCCGCUCAUGGGCUGCCGUGCACCGUUCCCUCAGCUGCGCCCUUCUUCUCGGCAUCCUCAAGGAGCCGGAGCGCAACGAACGUGCUCGCAUGCUGCUGGAGAAACUAAUCUCCGUCCUCACUGAUAUAACGUCCAAGGUCGACCCAACGGAACUGUCCACGCCCGUCACCCGCUCGAUGAUUGCGCUGAGAAAACUGUUGAACUUGCAAGACGCGAAGCAGCAACAGCAGCAGCAGCAGAUGAUGAACAGCUCGUCUGCGCAAAGCAUCGUCCCCAACACGGCAACAGCAUCGAGCACGCCGAACAUGACGGGUUACAGCAUCGAUGACAUCAACGGCGCGUUGAUCGGCGAUGACGCAAUGUUUGGGAUGAACCAGAGUCCGUUGAUGGCGGAUUUGGACAGCGAGGCGAGCCCGUACGCGCUGAUGGAUAGCAUCAUCUGGGGCGUGAAGAGGACACCACCGGGAUGA
Molecule: messenger RNA, 2286 nt
Organism: Lasiodiplodia theobromae
Lineage: Eukaryota; Fungi; Ascomycota; Dothideomycetes; Botryosphaeriales; Botryosphaeriaceae
Product: C6 transcription factor
Exons: 2
Coding region: 1-2286 (761 amino acids)
Biological process (GO): DNA-templated transcription; regulation of DNA-templated transcription
Molecular function (GO): DNA binding; carboxy-lyase activity; zinc ion binding
Source: RefSeq, a predicted model, not a curated record